AUGGAAAUAUUAGAGGUAUCUACAAUUGCCUCCAAAAAGAAAUUCGUCAGUCUCUUCGCAACCAUCGAAAUGGAUGUUUCGAUACAUUCGGGAAAUAUAGAUUAUGAAUGGGCUAUCGCCAUAAAUCGAGCUUGUCUAAAAUUGCUCGGUGCCUGGCCAGACAAUAACGAAACUGAACAGAGAAAAUUCAAUGUACGAAUAAUCUCGAUAUUAAUCGUGAUGAUUUGUAGCUGUCUCAUCCCGAGUAUACAUGCGCUCAUCAGGAUCUGGGGCGAUUUUAUGUUGAUGGUUGAUAAUCUGCAAUACACUUUACCGUUUCUCGUCGUAAUACUUAAAACUUGUAUCCUGUGGCGCAAGUCUAAAGAGCUCGCACCUAUCUUGAGAAUGGUCAAGGAGGACUGGUUAAAGUUCAAGAUGAAGAGAGAAAGGGAUAUUAUGAUAAAACGAGCGCGAAUCGCGCGCAUAAUCACGAUAUGCGGAUAUUUCAUGGUUGUGUGCACAUUUAUUUUCGCCAUGUUGCUACCGACGUUCGGUGUCAUAACACCUGCAUACGCGACGAAUACGAGUGAUCCAGAUCAUUGGCUGCUGAUGCCAACGUAUUACAUAUACGAUACAAAUAGGAGUCCAUCCUACGAAAUAACGUUAAUUUUGCAGAGUAUCGGUGUGAUAUCAGCCGGUGCUAUCUUUACCAGUACGGACAAUCUGCUAGGGUUGCUGAUUUUCCACGUCUGCGGUCAACUAGAAAACCUCAAAACGCGUAUCCUUCAUCUCGACCAGAAUGACUUCUACAAUACCCUGUCGUACAAUGUGCAGGAUCACAGACGUCUUAUUAGGUUUUAUGUCGCCCUUCGUCUUGUUAUUUUGUCUUUAUCCUCAUGA
This is a messenger RNA of Nylanderia fulva, 879 nucleotides long. The record is from RefSeq and is a predicted model, not a curated record. NCBI's taxonomy places the organism in Eukaryota, Metazoa, Arthropoda, Insecta, Hymenoptera, Formicidae.